Messenger RNA from Drosophila hydei, 1490 nucleotides. Its product is annotated as angiopoietin-related protein 7-like. The record is from RefSeq and is a predicted model, not a curated record. Bases 46 to 1431 code for a protein of 461 amino acids. The transcript is spliced from 2 exons. Lineage: Eukaryota; Metazoa; Arthropoda; Insecta; Diptera; Drosophilidae.
GCCAAAUCCGCGAGAGGAACAAGCUGCUCGAACAGAUCGAAUGAAAUGCGGAGUCUAAUUUGUGUUUCCGUGACAUUUGUGCUGCUAUUUAUGGGAAGCUCUGGGCAAUCGAGAGUAAAGCUAACAAACGAUCUUAACGGCACAGCCUCAACAAAGUGCCAAGACAUGCAAAGUAAAUUCAAACAAUAUCAGGACGUGUGUAAGACCAUAAAUGAAAAUCGAAAGCUGCAGAUAAAUAUAUACGAGGCACUUACCCGAAAUUUGCAGUUGAAUAACUCGCAUUCACAGAAUACAAUUAUUGAGCAUUCAAAGACAAUUCUAAGCAAAAGCGACUUGAUACAUAAGUGCGAGCUGGAGUCAAGCAAUAAAGAACUGAAAUUAUGCAGCCUUGAGAAAACUCUGAAUAGCACGCAGAUCCAAUUGAGCCACAGCAACGAAGCCAUUGUGAAUAUCACCAGCCUAAAUAGACUAUUGAAAAGUGAAUUGAGUGACCAGAAAACUAAAGUCGAAGAGCAAAUCUUAGCAAUAGACGAGUUAACCAAGUUAUUAAACACUGAACAGAUUAAAGUUCGGAAACUAAAUCAAGUGAAUGGGAUCCAGCAAGCCGAACUCACCGACAGCCGGAUUCGAAUAGGCGCACUGCAGGCCACCGCAAUACAAUCCACGGCAACCAUCGAGGCCCUAAAUCAACAGAUUAUUGAACUGAAAUCGCAGCUCGAUUCAAGAAAUGAGAAUAUUAAGAAUUUGAAUGCUAUUGUCGAGGGCUAUUCGAGCUGCUGCAAGGCAUCCAGUUGCGUUUCAUUUGGCGCCUCCAACAAUGUGCACGUGGUUAAGGUGGACGGUGUGGACGAGCCCUUCGAAGUGCUUUGCAAUAGCCAACUGGCGGGCAAUGGCUGGACAGUCAUACAGCGCCGGAUCAACGGAGAGCUCGACUUCUAUCGCAACUGGAAUGACUACAAGAAGGGAUUCGGCAGUCCGUCGGGCGAGUUUUUCAUUGGGUUAGAACGACUAUAUCACAUGACUAAGGACACGCCCCACCAGCUGUAUAUCUGGCUGGAGGACUUUAACAACAUCUCAAAAUAUGCCAGCUUUGAUGACUUCAAGGUGGCCUCCGAGCAGCAAGCGUACGCGCUGCUAUCCCUGGGCAAGCACAAGGGAACCACCAGGAAUGCUAUGCGUGUGAACACAGGUCAAAAGUUCACCACGUACGAUCGUGAUAACGAUGCAGAUGAGAUCAAUAACUGUGCCGAACGCCUACAUGGCGCCUGGUGGUACGACCAUUGCGGCUUUAGCAACUUAAAUGGCGUUUAUAAGCACGCUGAUUUGGACGUUGAUCCUGUCAAUCAAGGCAUCUUUUGGGUGGACGAGCGAUUUCAUGAUGCGGACUAUUCGCUGAAAUCAGUUCUCAUGAUGAUAAGGCCCAAGGACUAAACAAGUUAAACCCAUUUAAAUUAUAAAUGUGAUUUGAUUAUGGUGACCUUAGUGGACUC